Molecule: messenger RNA, 1220 nt
Organism: Chironomus riparius
Lineage: Eukaryota; Metazoa; Arthropoda; Insecta; Diptera; Chironomidae
Source: the annotation of a GenBank genome assembly
GUUGAAUUGAAAGGAGCUUGUGCAGCUUGGACUGAGGAACUAAUUGGUUAGAUGUGUUGAAUCUGCCUGACCACCUUAAUAAUCAGUGAUUCGUAAAGUAAAAUAAACAAGACAGAAUUAGACAAAAAAAAAAAACGAAAAUUAGUGAAAUAUUCUUAAAAUUUUGUGUGUCGUUGAACUUUAAAUUGACAUUUUCGCGAGUAAAAAUAAACAGCUGAUAAUGAAUUUAAAUCCUAAAUUUAUUUUCUUAUUUUUUGUGAUUGGAGUUUGGACUUUGCAGUCUAUUGAUGGCUAUAAAUGUGAUUUUAAGGCAUUUUAUGGCAUUACCUACUACUGCAAUAUAGUUCCUGAUUCAAGUGAAAGUGUAGAAAAUCAUUUAAAGCAUAAAACUGACGACGACGUUAAAUUGUUGAGUUUCGAUGCAGAUCUGCACAACACUUCACAUGUUACACAGUCUGAGUCGAGUCCAUUUUGUCAACGAUUUAAGAAUGCUGAUGAAUUUAAGACAUCUGAGACUUUAUUUUCUGUGAACUCAAAACUGACGCAUUUGUGGCUUUUGGCUAAUAAAUUAACAACAUUGCCAGAGAACAUCUUUGCCAGCCAGACAGCACUCGUAACAUUAAGUCUUAAUAGUAAUCCAUUCACAUCCUUGCCGUCAAACAUUUUUGAUCCAUUGGAGAGCUUAAAUGAGCUGAGUCUUAGAGAAAUCAACAUUAAAUUUAAUCCAAUUUGGUUUAAAAACUUAAAAUCUUUAUUUUCUUUGGAUUUAUCUCGCAAUCAACUUACCGACUUGCCUAAAAAUAGCUUUAGUGCUUUGGAAAGUUUAGAACAUUUAGACUUAAGCUUUAAUCAAUUAACAGUCAUCCAUUCCGACUCAUUUGGUCAUCUUAAGAGCUUAAAAACUAUUUUAUUAGAGGAGAACAAUGUUAAUGCAAUUGAUGAACAGCUCAUUGACGAUACAGCCUUAAAUCAUCUUGACAUGGAUUCAAACAAGUGCAUCAGUGAUGUUAUUCAAGAAAGAGGGGAACUGAAAGGAAAAUUAGCUCAGUGCUUCAGCAACUAUCAACCAAGACAGGAGAAUUGAAGAUUUAAAAGAUUUUUUUUUUAAUUUUUAAUUUUUUAAGCAAAUCUUUUUAAAAUUUUUUAAUUUCAUUUUUAUUGGCUUAGAAAUUUUCAGAGGUGGAGGGUAUUUGGGAAAAAAGUGAAGCAUGGAAAGGGCC